This is a messenger RNA of Penaeus monodon (black tiger shrimp), 1448 nucleotides long. It is a transcript of the gene Ns4, whose product is annotated as guanine nucleotide-binding protein-like 1. Gene Ontology annotation, molecular function: GTPase activity; GTP binding. NCBI's taxonomy places the organism in Eukaryota, Metazoa, Arthropoda, Malacostraca, Decapoda, Penaeidae. The record is from RefSeq and is a predicted model, not a curated record.
GGAUCUUCAAAGGUCAUCGACAGGUGCUUCCCUUCCCGAAGAUAAGAAGCCUCUGGUAGCAGCAAAGAUGCCUAACAGAAGUGUUGCCUUCAGUGGCAAGAAAAAGAAAAAGCAGCUGCAAGCAAAGCGGGAAAAGAAACAAUCAGAACUCGGUGAAGGUCGUGGGUUUCCAAGAUCACAGUUCAGUAAAGCCCCAGUCAUCUCAGAGGCUAUCUUGGCCAAGGUCCAAGAAGGCAUUGACAAUCCUACGUCAGGGAGUGCUAAUUAUCUCAAGGAUGUUCUAGCAAUUAACCAGCAACCGGGAGGAAGAGGGAAUGUGAACAGAUAUAAUCUGAAAUUCCGAAGGCAAACUCCAGAAGAAAUUGAAAAGCGCAAAGCACUUCACUAUGCUCCCAUAAAACUUUUGGGGGAAGAAGAGCUGGAGCUUGAGACAGAAGUCUUCUUCCCUCCUGGUCUUGACUAUCCUAUGCGACCAGAAUGGAAAAAGAACAUGUCAAAGCAAGAACUUGAUCGAAGUGAAAACAAACACUUCAGGCUCUUUUGUGAGAAACUGGAUAAAGAUUUUGCAGAUAAAGACCUCAGUCUGUAUGAACUAAAUCUGGAAACAUGGCGGCAGCUUUGGAGAGUGACUGAAAUGUCUGACAUUUUACUAAUUAUUGUUGAUGCCAGGUUCCCAGUGUCGCAGUUUCCCCCCUAUCUGUACUACCGCCUUGUUGAAGAGGCAAAUAAGAGCAUCAUCCUUGUCCUUAACAAGUGUGACCUUGUACCGCCUUCAGUCAUGGUGGCUUGGGAGCGUUACUUUCACAAUAAAUUUCCCAAACUCUUGGUAGUCCCCUUCUCAUCCAUGGAAGGUUAUGGACAUCGCCGAGGAAUGCUUAGAAUGGCUGCAGAAGGCUCCGUGAGGCUGGUUGAUGCAUGCGAGAAGUUGAUAGAUGGCUCAGUUGAUUUGACCUCCUGGAAAGAGAAAAUAGAAGAGGAACGAAAUAUCGAGAAUGAGAUAAAUCAGGAAUGUGAAGCAGAGGAAGUCUCAGACAUUGUGGUCAACACCAGACCAGAACACCACGAGCGCUACAAGGAUGGGGUCCUCACCAUUGGCACCAUUGGUUAUCCAAAUGUCGGCAAGUCUUCACUCAUUAAUGCCCUGAUGGGAAAGAAGGUUGUUAGUGUCAGUAGAACCCCAGGCCACACAAAACACUUCCAGACAAUCUUCCUAACCAAAAAUGUGAAAUUAUGUGACUGCCCUGGCCUUGUGUUCCCCUCAACUGUAUCAAUGCAUUUACAGGUUCUUUUUGGGAGCUUCCCCAUAGCCCAGGUGCGUGACCCAAUUGGAGCAGUUAACUACGUAGCAACCAGGCUAGAUAUUCCAGGUAUUUUGAAGCUUCAGCAUUCAGAAGUACAGAAUGAGGCUGCUUCUGAUACCAGUUGGACAGCUUUCUAUAUAUGUGAAG